This is a messenger RNA of Scleropages formosus (Asian bonytongue), 2117 nucleotides long. Its product is annotated as E3 ubiquitin-protein ligase RNF26-like. The transcript has 2 exons. The coding region runs from base 282 to 1631 and encodes 449 amino acids. Gene Ontology annotation, molecular function: ubiquitin protein ligase activity. The record is from RefSeq and is a predicted model, not a curated record. Gene Ontology annotation, biological process: protein ubiquitination; ubiquitin-dependent protein catabolic process. Lineage: Eukaryota; Metazoa; Chordata; Actinopteri; Osteoglossiformes; Osteoglossidae.
GAUAAUGGCGGAUGUUUGUGUAGUUCGAUUCUGCACAUUGGAAGCCUUCUAAUUAAUGUCUACUUUUGUCGAUUCUGUAAUUUCAGCGUGUAAUUAUGGACCAAGAAUGGUAGUUUUUCUUCUUCAGGAAUGUUGCUCACUAGUUCACUGAGGUGAAAUUUCCACAGUCUUGCUGCCUGGACUCACUGAAAAAGUCAAGUUCAAGGGACCCCCAGGCCAGGGGCCUGGACAUUGUGAUUGUGAUACCUGGUCCAAGCUGAACCGGUUCGUGCACAGGCACCAUGGGACUGCUCUCCUUCUUCUUCUGCACCAUUCGACUGUGUAUAGACACAGUAUCCUUUCUGCUGGACUUGAACUUCUGGGUGAUGCACUCUUUGAUCCGCCUGCUGGCGGCUCUCUUCUCAUUCUUGAACGGCCUUCCCUCUCUGUUGACUGGCGCCCUGGCCCAAUGCUGGUACACGGCUGCGUUCUGUGUGCUGGCCCUGGCUGAGGGGAUGUCAUCCACUGCUCAGGGCUCUGCCCGUGUGCUGGGGGACUGGCUGAGGCUCCUGAGCGGAGUGACUGAAGGCUUCAAGAUGGUGUCCAACCUGUCGGUGCAUGUCCUGCUUCGGGCCAGGGAGGUUCUCCAACGCGUUGAGCUGUGGUGCUGCUCUGCACUGUGGCAGCUGUGGGAGGCCUGCAGCAUUGCCUUCAGCCUGGCACUCUACCUACUCAACACCAUCCUCAAUGUCCUGCUGCUGGGUGUGCAGAGCGUGUGCUCGGCAGUGGUCAGCCUCUGGGAGAUGGUGUGUGGCUCCCUGCAUUGGACCCUGGACCUGGCCCUGACUCUGUCUGCCCUGCUGUACAGCGGCCUGGCAGGGACCGCUGCGCUUCUGUGGAAACCCCUGAACAUGACACUAGAGUUCCUCGGCUCCUUGGGCCGCAUUUUUGUAAGCGUGUUUCUGCUGGACUUGUAUGGCCUGGCAUUUACUUUUGCCGUGCUGGCUACAGCUGCGCUCUACUUGAGCCCUCGACCAAUCCGCCGUGCCUUCUACUACAUUGACAUGGCUCCCGUGCUGCGGCGCCUGCAGGAGGCACUGCACAGCCUGCACUUCCUUGCAUUGGAGCACUCCCAUGCUAUCGCAGAGCUGUAUGCACGACAGAGGGCUGCAUGGGGGGGCAGCCAUAUGAGGUGGAGGAGGGGGAGGAACAUAGCUAGGGAUGGUUCCAGGCGUCACCUUGAAGAGGGCAACCAAGCUGCUGCCCAGCCUGCACUCGAUAUGGAUCCAGGACCCUCAGUGGGUGUAAGGACACAGUGGAAUCCCUCUCUGGGCAACAGCCAAACUGAGGAUGACUUGAAUACAGCACCCUGCUCCAGCAAGGAAAGGCCCCAGCAGGGGUCCUCUUCUGAGGAGGACAGUCCACUUAGCAGACCCACUGCUGACACCUUGCUCACUCUAUUACAAGAGCAAGAGGAGCGAAAGCGAUGCGUCGUCUGCCAGGACUGCGCCAAGACUGUGGUGCUGCUGCCCUGCCGCCACCUGUGCCUCUGCCGUGGCUGUGCCCAGAUGUUGCUACGCUUACCUGUCUACCAGCACAAUUGCCCUCUCUGCCGCCAUAUGAUCCUGCAAACUGUGGAUGUCUACCUCUGAAGCUCAGGGCUUCUCUGUUGGGGAAGGUCAAGGCACUCGCUCUAGCCUUGUGUGACUAAUCAUUUCUUAAUCUCAGGUGUAAAAAGCCCUCCUCCUUGGCUCCCUUUGUUCAGAGCCUCUUCAGUCCAAUCUUCUGCCCAUUCCCCUGUGCUAGUCUGCAUCUGUGUGCAUUGUUCAGUGAAGAAUCAUGAUAGAUGACAAUGCACAAUGUUUUGCCUAAAGUGUGCGUGUGUGCUGUGAUUGUGCAGACAUGGUUCUUUCUACGUUAAAUAAUCUUUGGCCUCAGCAUUCAUAUCCCUGGGUUUGCACUUCAUGUUUACAUUUUUCUGAUCAAAAUUAUCAGAGCUGUCAUAUAAACCUCGCUUCUUUUUGAAGUGUCAAUGAAAUUCUGAUUUGCAAUCCAAUCAAAAACCAAAAAGGAACACAGGCACACAGCAACAGGAGCAAACAUGUUCUGAAGUUUUGUAGGCCUGUUUAUAAAUAAAG